GCCCCCGGCGGCGGCGGGCGGCGCUGCGGUUGGGCGGCGGCGCUGCCGCUCAGCGCGGGGUCGGGGGUCAGAGUGCGGGCGUUUCAGAUGCCUCUGGAUGUUCAAUGAUAGCACUUCUCCAUACUGGAGCAGCAAAGUUUCCCCCAAACUUACUUUCAAGGUCAAGACAAGCUGUGUCCCCGCUCUUCCCAGCUGGUGUUCUCGAAGGGUUCCGCUCCAUCGUAAGCAGGAAACUGGCGUCCCACGGCUUUGGAGCUUCCAUGGCAGCAAUGUCAUCCUUCCCUCCACAGAGAUAUCACUACUUCUUAGUGCUGGAUUUUGAGGCUACAUGUGAUAAACCGCAGAUUCAUCCUCAGGAAAUCAUCGAAUUCCCUAUCCUGAAGCUGAAUGGCAGGACGAUGGAGAUCGAAUCCACCUUUCACAUGUAUGUUCAGCCUGUGGUGCAUCCCCAGCUUACGCCCUUCUGUACAGAGCUGACUGGGAUUAUUCAAGGCAUGGUGGAUGGGCAGCCGAGCCUCCAGCAAGUGCUUGAGAGGGUUGACGAGUGGAUGGCAAAGGAAGGCCUCUUAGAUCCCAGCGUCAAGUCGAUUUUUGUGACCUGUGGAGACUGGGAUUUGAAAGUGAUGUUACCAGGACAAUGCCAGUAUUUAGGGCUGCCGGUUGCUGAUUACUUCAAACAGUGGAUUAAUCUGAAAAAGGUUUCCGUGCUUGAACUCUGCCUGCAGCUCAAGGAUUGAAUCUAUCAAAGUGGCUUUUAUAAGAACUGGCUGAAAAGUCUACAGAUAUGAUCCACAUUUGUUUAGAAAACAACCCAUCUUUUGCCCUUGUUUGGGCAUAAACUUCUCUUAUUUUGUGGCCUGCUGGGGAGGGCAGCUCUCAUCACUCCGAAGCAUGAGCCCAACCAGGGUCUAUCCCACAAUGGCUGGUUUUCCCAGUUUCCUAGGCACUGUAUCCUACAGACCAGGAUCAUUUGCUCCUUGGGUGCUCUGACAUGAGUGCUGCUGCCAUCUUUUUAUAGGGUACCAAAGCUCCUGAGCAAAUGGCCAUUCCUAAGCUUGCUCAGUACCCAUCAAGCUCUCAGCAGUCCCUUCUGGGUGUCAGUAGGUGUGGUAGGGCAAGAUGCUUUUAUUUACUGACAAACAUACAUCUUUCCUUCCUUGUAUUAAAUAUUGUGUUGCAAAAGCUCAUAAUCAUGUUUUUUCAUACUUUCCUGGACAUCCUAUCCACAGCUGAAAUUGUAAGUCUCACUCAUGAGAUCAGCUGAUGGAUCAGCUCCAUCCACCUCACCUUUCUUUGAGUCAGGACACUGGCAUUUCAACACUGCACUCAAAAUGCCUUAAAGCAAAUGACUUCCAUUAAGCCAUGCAGGAUGGAAUGUAGUUGAGCUGUGUCUCUCCUCCAAGCAUUGGUUGACAUCCCAAAUGGUUUGAGUGGUGUGGAGAUGAAAUGUCAGUGUACUGUUCUGCCAGUGCUCCUCCUGCAUGCAUCCUGCAGAUGUGUUUUUAAACAAACUGUAGAUAUAUAUUUUAUGGUUUUGUGCCAAUUUCAGGAAAGCCUGUUUUCUGUGCUCUGCCAGUGUGGUAACCUCUGUCAGCCUGGCUCUGAGUGGUGCUGUUAAUAUUUGAGAGAUUAUUUGGGAUCUCUGCCUUGGCUGCGCUCACUCAGGGAAGAGCUGUCCUGUGUGGAUGCUGCAGCUGCCAGAGGAGUGCACUUCUUGCCUGACAGUGUAUUUUGGAGGAGGCAGGUCUACUGGGACUAAGGGUAGCACAAAACUUUCAAAUAGCUAAUUGCUAGCCUCCAGCAGGUCCAGAGUGGACCUUUUUUUCUGUAGGUGACGAUCUUUCAGCCUCCCUGGGACAUGUCAUUCUGUUCUUGCCUUUUGGCACCAACUGUAUUUGGCCACUGCAGUGAAGGUGUGUCCCCACACCUCUGCUCAGCCUUUCCAGGUAGGAAGGAACUUGUCUUGGCAGAUCUGCCAAAUCAGAAACAGCUCUGAGUCUCUCCUGUGUUUUGGGUCUCCCUUUGCCAUUGUACAACGUCUGUUUUGCCCUUGGAGCUGGUUCUGCUGCACCAUUCCUUCCCCUUGGGGACAGUCUGUGCCAAUCAGGAGGUGACUGAUCCUCGGCUGGUAACUCUGCCUCACGCAGUUUCCAGCAACCUCCCAGGAGCUGCCCACAGACUGUCUGCUCUAAGCAGUGGAGCUGCAUGGUCAUUCCUCUUGGUGCAGGAGAAUCCUAGUGACACGCUCCAUGCUCAGCCUUCCCUAUGGGGCCCAGCUAAAUCCAGUUGUAAGAAUGUGGCUGAUGUGCUGUGGGGAUAGGGGCUCUGACAGAUCCAGGAGACAGGAAAGCCAUGUGACUGAAUACCAGACUGUGUUUGCUCUGCCUAAUUAUCAAAAGUAUGAGUUUGUUCUGCUAGGUGCACAUUAUGCCUUUAUUGUGCUGUAAUUAUGCCAGCUGCCUAUGUUUAGUGUCAUAAAAAGGAAUAAAAUGCCCAUUACCCGCCUAAAGAA
Molecule: messenger RNA, 2512 nt
Organism: Lonchura striata (white-rumped munia)
Lineage: Eukaryota; Metazoa; Chordata; Aves; Passeriformes; Estrildidae
Gene: ERI3
Product: ERI1 exoribonuclease family member 3
Molecular function (GO): 3'-5'-RNA exonuclease activity; nucleic acid binding
Source: RefSeq, a predicted model, not a curated record